Messenger RNA from Mauremys reevesii (Reeves's turtle), 3073 nucleotides. RefSeq names its product solute carrier family 38 member 6 (gene SLC38A6). Gene Ontology annotation, biological process: L-glutamine transport; amino acid transmembrane transport. NCBI's taxonomy places the organism in Eukaryota, Metazoa, Chordata, Testudines, Geoemydidae. The coding region runs from base 121 to 1506 and encodes 461 amino acids. The transcript has 16 exons. Gene Ontology annotation, molecular function: L-glutamine transmembrane transporter activity. The record is from RefSeq and is a predicted model, not a curated record.
CGCCUCCCCCGGCCGGCCCUAAGGGGCGGCUCCAGUCCGGCCUGAGGCACCGCCCAACUCCCGCCCCUCGAGAGUGGGCUCGGGACUGAGCGGCUCUCGUGGCUCGGUGCGCGGGGCACCAUGCAGCAGCCGGGACCCGCCGGGACUAUCAACCGCGAGCCGGGCUGGUACCUGUCUGCCCGCGAGCAGGAAGGGGAGCAGGAGUCCGCCCCGUUGCUGCCUCCAGCCCCGCGGGGCAAUAGCGCUCUGAAUCAUGCAUCUUCAGGUGUUUCCUUUGGUUUCUCAGUAUUUAAUUUAAUGAAUGCAAUCAUGGGAAGUGGAAUACUUGGUUUAUCUUAUGCCAUGGCCAACACAGGGAUCAUUGGAUUUAGCAUCUUGCUGCUGAUUGUUGCCAGCCUUGCUUCUUACUCAGUAUUUCUGCUGCUUAGUAUGUGCAUUCAGACUGCUGUCACUUCUUAUGAAGAUCUUGGUCUCUUUGCAUUUGGAUCACCUGGGAAGGUUAUUGUGGGAAUUACGAUAAUUAUUCAGAAUAUUGGAGCUAUGUCAUCUUACCUUUUAAUUGUUAAAUCUGAACUGCCUGGUGCAAUUGCAGGAUUCAUAAGUGGAAAUGACAGCGGGUCAUGGUAUCUUGAUGGCAGAGUGCUGUUACUGAUUACUUCAGUCUGCAUUGUUUUUCCUCUUGCACUUCUUCCGAAAAUUGGCUUUCUUGGCUAUACAAGUAGUUUAUCAUUUUUCUUUAUGGUGUACUUUGCUCUUGUGGUUGUAAUAAAAAAAUGGUCCAUCCCUUGUCCACUGACAUUAAACAGCCCUAUAGAGAUCUUACAGAUUUCAAAUUCUACUGAGGAUUGUAAAGCAAAGCUCUUCCAUUUUUCUAAGGAGAGUGCUUAUGCCAUCCCAACCAUGGCCUUCUCGUUUCUCUGCCAUACCUCAGUAUUGCCCAUUUACUGUGAGCUCCAAAGUCCAUCGAAAAGCAGAAUGCAGAAUGUAACCAACACAGGAAUUGGUCUGAGUUUCCUACUCUAUUUUGUGUCUGCCUUGUUUGGGUACCUUACUUUUUAUGACAAAGUGGACUCAGAAUUACUGCAAGGUUACAGCAGGUACCUGCCGCAUGAUAUUGUCAUCAUGACUGUAAAAGUAGGCAUGUUAUUUGCUGUGAUUUUGACAGUGCCUCUAAUCCAUUUCCCUGCAAGGAAGGCUGUAAUGAUGAUAUUUUUAUCUCAUCUUCCUACUUCAUGGAUUUGCCAUAUCCUUGUCACUUUAGCACUCAAUGCAAUCAUUGUUUUGCUUGCAUUGUAUGUGCCCGACAUUAGAAAUGUAUUUGGAUUAGUUGGUUCUACCACAUCUACAUGUUUGCUCUUUGUGUAUCCUGGACUGUUUUAUCUUAAACUUAGCAGGGAGGACUUUAUAUCACGACAGAAGCUUGGGGCUUGUGCAUUGUUUAUUUUUGGCAUACUUGUUGGUCUCUUAAGUUUAGCCUUAAUCAUUUUCAAUUGGGUUAAUCAAUAAAAUCCCUUCCAUUGCUUCUUGGGCUGGACUUAAGAAAGACAAUGCGAGCAAAGACUUCCAGCAACAUAUUGCAAAUUCUCAACUGAAUGCUGGACAUCUUCAAGAAGAAACCCUUCAGGAGCCGUGUAUGAAACAAGUAACGUUUUGUUUGUUUACUCUCAUGUCUGUUUCUUUGACUGGUUUACUUCUUGCACAACUAAACUCUUCCCUUCUGCAAAUAUAUUAGUCUUAAAAUGACUUGACAUUGCCCAGAUGAAGAGGUCACUUUAUGAGAGGACAUUAUAUAGUGUGCUUACAAUGCAAAAAUAUUUUGUUUAAGGCUUUCAGAUUUUAAAGAGUCAGAGGUCUGCAUCUGAACCGGCCCUAGCACUCAGAGCUGAAAGGGGCUUAUUUCCUGUGUUCUGGCUUGGAUUCAGCUGAUUUCUCAUGAGAUGGGCAGAUUUUACAAAAACUUGUGCCAUUCAUAAUACUAGAAGUCUCACAACUGCAGUUAUAAAAGGAUUUGCAUCACUUUCAUUAAAAUAGCUUGCCAAAUUUUACUACCCUCGUAUUGAAAUCUUGAAACUGAUUGGUCUCCACACUGUUACCCUACCCAAUAGAAAGAUUUCCCCUCCCACCAGCAUGUUCCUCUAUUUGAAAUUUCACUUUAAAUUAUUUAUAGUUUAUACAUCAGUGUAUUUAGGCCUUCUUGGCAUGAGUCUGUCAAAUAAACUCUGUGCCCUUCUAGGAUAUUUGGUGUGUAUUUUGGAAGCGCUAGCAAUCAUUUUUAUUUUGCACUUAAGAUCUUCCAGCAUUUCCAUUACAAAUGUAUUAAAAGCAUUUAGAGGCCUGGUUUUUUGUUGUUGUUGUUGUUGUUGUUGUUGUUGUUUUUUUAAGCUCACUAAUUCUCACAGGUAUAACUUGGUUAGCUUCCACUAGAGAUACUCUCAUAAGUAUUACAGCAAGAAGGAACCAUUAUGAUCAUCUAGCCUGAUUUGCAUAAGACAGGCCAUAAAACUUCAUUUAAUGAUUCUGGCUUCUAGCUCAAUAAUUUCUGGUUGAACUUGAGUGUGUCUAAAUUUUACACUGGUGUAAAUUAGAGAAGAAUCAGACUCCAAGAGUGAAAUCCUGGCGCUAUUGAAGUUAAUGGGACUUUUUGUCAUAUAGGACCAGAGUUUCACCCCACUAAACUCUUGCGUAUCCCCUUAUGCACUCUUUAUGCUUAAAAUGAAAUCUGAAUGCCAUUUUCAGCACCAGUUGGACUUCCUCUGAGGUCUAAUCCACACAAUGCUGAACAUGGUAUUGGCAGCCCAGAGCCAACAUUGCUCACACCAGAGGAGCUGAAACAGUGAUAGGAAUGAUGGUCAAUUUUUAAAAAUGUCUUCGUUGUAGGGAAUAUCCUUUAAAAUGAAAACGCUCUAAUCUAUAGAUAGUAAAUUAAGACUCCACAGAAAUGAGACCUACAUAAAGUUAAGUAAUUAGACCUCAGACUGGAGCAGCAAGAUUUAGAGGCUUGGAAACUUCAUUAUUUCCAGAUGUGAUAUUUCUUUUAAACUGAUUUACUACUUACUUUUACAUCUGAAAUGUA